Prorocentrum cordatum is the source of this 1187-nucleotide messenger RNA. The record is from the annotation of a GenBank genome assembly. NCBI's taxonomy places the organism in Eukaryota, Dinophyceae, Prorocentrales, Prorocentraceae.
CGGCGCGCCGCUCUCCGCGGCCUCGGCGCGCCGCGCGAGGCGUGCAGGGCACGGCCGCCCGCCCAGCAUGGAGCCGGCCCAGGCGCAGCGCCGCUGGGUGGGCGAGCAUGGCGAGCAGCAGGUUGGCGCGCAGUUUGCUCCUCCGCCGGUGGCCGCGCAGAGGGUGAGUGCGGAGCACCGCGCCCGUUUCCGCGCGCAGUUCCGGAAGUCGGAGCUCUGCAGGUUCUACCCCACGUCCUGCAACCGCGGGGAUGGGUGCAACUUCGCGCACAGCCCCGAGGAGCUGCACCGCGCCCCGGACCUGACGAAGACCUCGAUCUGCAGGGCCUGGAAGGCGGGGCACUGCCCCAUGGACCUGAGCGAGUGCUCCUUCGCGCACGGCUACGACGAUCUGCGCGUCACGACCGUCUUCCUGAAGUCUGCGCCCUGCAAGAUGUUCCUGCAGCGUGGCCGCUGCGACCUUGGCUCGUCCUGCCGGCACGCCCACAACUUCGCCGAGCUGCGGUCCGCCCAGAGCCUCAUGGACCGCCCGACCAGCUACGCGAGGGAGGUGGCGCCGACGGGCCGCCCCGAGCAGGACCCGCGGGCCGAGCGGCUGCGCAACCCGAGGGGGGCGCCGUCGGGGCCCGCCGCGCGGCCGCAGCACCUCGGGGGCGUCGCGAAGCCGAGCCAGCGGCAGGGCCGGCUCCAGGACCUGACGCGGCCCCCCGCGUGUCGCUCGAGGGCCGCCACGUGCGCGACGCCGCCGCGUCCGCCUCCUGCUCCAGCGCGGCGUCCGAGGGCGGCGGUGACCCGGCUGCGUGCCCCUCCGACGGCACCCUGGCGAGCACGGCCAGCAGCCUGCCGCAGUGGGAGAGGCCGGCGUGAAGAGCGGCUGGGGGGCGGAAGAGCUCUCGGCGCUGCAGGCGCAGAGCUGGGCGCCCGAGGUCGCGGACGCGCCGCCAGGGCCCGAGCGCCAGGGCCUGGCGCCAGAGCCGGCGCCGGUGCCGAGUUCGCGCGGGGGUCUGGGCAACACGCUGCGCAGAUUCUCCCUGCCACACGGCAGCGGCAGCCUCGCAGCCGCGCCGAUCACCAUGAGCUUCUGAAGGUGCCGCGUCGCGGCGUCCGCGCGCUGGCACGUCGCGCGGCGCGCGGUGCGGGGAUGCCGCCGCGGACGCGUGCGCCGCCGCGGCUGCUCCGGGGGUGGG